UCCCUCACUUUCCCGGGAAAAUGCCUAGAAAACGCAAACAACAAGUUCCAGGCGUACUAUGGCGUCUAUUCCGAAACAAAGCACGAACCCUCACAGACACAAUCCUUUCCUUGCUUCCUUCUCCAUCUCCUUCUCCUGACCUUUGCCAUUGCAAAGGACGGAGUUGUCUUGGCUGUAGCUCCGAUGCCAGGUCGUUUCUUGUUAGACCGAAUGAUCCUUCCGAUUAUCACAAACUUCUGAAGAACUGUUACGUUGUUGUUUCGGAAAAUGCUCCUCCUAUUCGAUUUUUCAUCCCGCAUUCACAUUGUUCACAAAAUCAGAUUGUGCAGAGCAUCAUUGAACUGAUGUUAUAUCGAGUGGACCCAGCCUCUGCCAAUGUGUUGUGCUCUGAUUAUGAUAGGACUAAAUGUUCAAGCCCUAAUGUGGAGCUUUUAUCCUGUGCAUCUUGGUGUCUUCUAUUGAGUAGGGUUGGGGAUGAUUUUAUGGUUUACCUACUAAAGAAUACAUCAAUAUUCUUGCCAGCUUCCCAUGGAAAACACUACCAGGUUGGAGGUUCUCCAAUCAGUCGUCUAUGCUUUGAUAUGUUCAAGAAGUGUUCAUCAAAGAUUGACACUCAGCAGCCUUCACUUCAUAAGCGCGGAGCGCAAAAGAGAAAAAGAUCUGCUGAUGCUGAUGACUCAGCAGUACAAAAUCAAAAGCGCCACAUUUCUUGCAAUGCCGAUGGUCCCAUGAUCCCUACUCAGUGGUAUCGAAGACUUGUCAGUCAAACUGAGAUUACUUGCAAUACUAAUGGUCCUGUUGGCUUUGCAAGUAAUAUCGGCUUGACUGAUAAGUCUUCAAUACAACUGAGUAGGGAUCAUGGGAGCAGUAGUUAUGAUGUCAGUGUCUCUGAUGCUCUUAAGUCUACAAGAACUGCUACUAUGAUAAAGAAGUCAGAUUCAGAAGGGAAACCAGACUUAAAUUGUAUUACAACUAAGCCUGGAAAGCGAUCUAGGCCAUUUCGUUGGAAGAGGCUUAGAUGUAAAAAACAGAAGCAAUCAACCAUUGAAGAAGAUAAUCUAAAUACGGAAUGCAAUUUGCUUCCUAAUAAUACAGAUGGCUUGCAUGCUAAUUUACAGCAAGACAACACCAGCUUAAGCUGUCACGAAAAGCUGCAGAGGUUGCGGAAAUGUUCAUGCUGUUUAAUCUUACAUUCUCUUCCGACUGUUCCUAAGUGGACUGAUAUCAAAAGGAAAUACAUUUUUUAUAAUCUGGAGUCUUCGCUCUCAGUUCUUCCGAAGAAACAUAUUUUAUAUUCCUUAAAGCCAAAUUUGGCUUGUUCGAAAUAUCUCACUGGCAACAUUUUUGGCUUCUCAGAUGUAAAUGACAGUGCUCAGCCAGUGCCAUGUUCCCACAGCAGUGGUUCGUGUCUCAUUGACUCUGCAUGCCUGUAUCACUCUCUUGUUAAAUGGUUUAAGAAUAUCAUUCGUAGGGCACGGUGUUGCCAGCCUGCAAAGUUCUUGGAUAAGCAUUGUGUUGUUCCAUCAUUGGAUCAACAUACAAAUGAAAGAUCUAGCUCCAGACUUGAGGACAAUGUAUCAGAAACAAAUAUACAUAAGAUAUAUAUGGAGUUUGAUACUCCACAUUGCACAGAUACUGUGGAAGUAAUAGAUUCACAGUGUGAGGCAGUUAAGUCAUGCUGCUCAAAAAGUCAAGUGGUAUCUUUCAUAUGGGCUGUUUCUCGGAGUUUACUUCCUUCUGAAUUACUAGGUACUCCUUCUAAUUGGAGAAUAAUGAGGAGAAAUAUAUCCAAGUUCAUACAGCUACGGAGAUUUGAAAAAUUCCCUUUAAAGCUAUGUUUGCAUGAACUGAAAACUUCAAGGUUUCCAUUCCUGUCAAAUAAAUAUUUCAUGAGUAGUCAAAAUGCAUGGAUUCUUAAGUAUUUAGAAGGACAUGAUAAAGUCCUUCAUAAAGAAUUCAGAGAUUGGAACAAUGAUGUACAUGGUGUCAAACGUAAGCUUCUUGAGAAGUGGAUGUUCUGGUAUUAUUCUUUUCUGGUUGUGCCUUUGGUGCAAGCAAACUUCUAUGUUACUGAAAGUGAGCAAGGGAAACAAGACAUUUACUAUUAUAAGAAACCAGUUUGGGAGAAGCUAAAUAAAAGCACUAUUGCUUGCUUCAAAGACUUGAGAUAUAGUCACUUGGAUGAUGUGGCCUUGCAUAAUAUUCUUAGAGGUAGACCAUUUGGAUUUUCAAAGCUCAGACUUCAACCUAAAGAAAAUGGAGUAAGAAUGGUGGCAAAUCUUAAAGGUUCUUCAAGAUUGCCUAUGCUUGAGUCGACUAUGGGAGUUCCAUAUUUCAAAACUGAAAGGAAAGAAAAACAUCAGAAAAUCAAGUUUGAAUAUUACCGAUCGGUGAAUUAUGUUCUUCGUGAUGCACAUACUAUUCUUAAAGGAAUUCAGUUCAAGCAGCCUGAGAGGCUAGGUUCUUCAGUAUUUGAUUACAAUGAUGUUUAUAAAAGACUCUGCCCAUUUUUGGUUAGCCAGAAGAAUGGAUUGACACCUAUGUCUUCUUUAUUCAUUGUCACAUCUGAUGUUUUGAAGGCAUUUGAUUCUGUUGAUCAGGAAAAGCUGCUUGACAUAAUCAAGGAUGUACUGGCCAAAAAUGAAUAUUUUCUUAAACAGUAUGAUCAAGUUAUUUGCACAAAGAACUCUCUGUGGGUUCAAAAGCAAUUUACUAUGCUCAAUACAACGGGAAACACUGGCCAUACUUUGUUCAGAUCAUUUGCUUCAUCCCGGCAUGCUGUCUUUGUUAAUCAGGAACGGCAGAAGCAUGUGAAAAAGAAAUUGUUAUUUUCAUAUCUAACGGAGCAUGUGAAGCACAAUGUGUUGCAGUUUGAUGGAAAAUUUUACUUGCAAGGUAUGGGUAUUUCCCAGGGAGGGAUUUUGUCAUCUUUGCUUUGCUCCUUAUAUUACGGUCAUUUGGAGAGGAAUGUGAUAUUUCCAUUCUUUGAAAAAACACUUGAAUCUGGAAGUUGCAAGGAGAAUAAAUCUAUCAACACCAACAGUGGUGACUCAUCACCAUGUUACCUGCUAAUGCGAUUUAUUGACGACUUCUUCUUUAUAUCAAACUCAAAGAAGCAGGCUACCAGCUUUUUCUCCAGGCUGAAAAGAGGAUUUCGUGGUUACAACUGCUACAUGAAUGAGAAAAAGUUUGGUGCAAACUUUGAUGUAGAACAGAUACCAGGCUCCUCAUUGAACAGGGUUCGUGUGGGCAAAGACGGUGCUACUUCAUUUGUACGAUGGAGUGGUCUUCUUAUCAAUUGCUCCACUAUGGAAAUUCAGGCUGAUUACACAAGGUACUUGAAUAACCAUUUAAGCUCGACGCUCACUGUUUGCUGGCAAGGCAAACCAGGCAAUCAUCUGAAGGAGAAGCUGCGUCUCUUUCUAAGACCUAAAUGCCAUCCUUUAUUCUUUGACUCGAAUAUCAAUUCGGCUGCAGUUGUCAGAUUAAAUGUUUAUCAGAUGUUUUUGAUAUGCGCAAUGAAGUUUCAUUGCUACAUCCGUGACCUAUCAUUUGUUUGCCAACUUCCCAAAAGAUAUUGUUCAGACAUUAUUCAGAAAUCUUUGAGAUACAUGCACAUGCUGAUAAAGAGAAGGAUGCAUUCAAUGCGUAGGAAUUCUAGUAUCCGGCCGAUUCUCAAGUUGAAGAAGGGAGAAGUUGAAUGGCUUGGAUUUCAUGCUUUUAUACAAGUGCUAAAGAGAAAGGAAUCACGCCACAAGAAGUUGCUAUCAGUUUUGAAGUCAAAGUUGUUGUCACAUAGAAUCUCUGGGAGUGUUUCACGUGAACUCAAGUACGCUGUUGAUGCUGAAAAUUCUUCCUUGCUAUGGAAAAUCAAGACCCAACUCUGAAUCAGUGAGAAGAUAAUUUGGUAUCAAGUUCAAUUGUGGAAGAAUGAACAUGAAAGACUGAAAAAGAGAGUUUGCUUAGUUAUCAUUAUAGAAUUUAUAGUUCUUAAUUGCUGUUAUUGAGUUUUGUUGUAAUUAUGUUAAGGGUUAAGGGUAGUUUAGUCUUUUUAACCCCUACUAUAGUCCUUUUUGUAACUCUUGUAUUGUUCACUUUUGCUAUCUAAUUUCUAACCCUAACAAAGGUUCUUCCUCUUGUUUUCUUUAU
Cicer arietinum (chickpea) is the source of this 4149-nucleotide messenger RNA. RefSeq names its product telomerase reverse transcriptase. Gene Ontology annotation, biological process: telomere maintenance via telomerase. The record is from RefSeq and is a predicted model, not a curated record. NCBI's taxonomy places the organism in Eukaryota, Viridiplantae, Streptophyta, Magnoliopsida, Fabales, Fabaceae. Gene Ontology annotation, cellular component: telomerase catalytic core complex. Gene Ontology annotation, molecular function: telomerase RNA binding; telomeric repeat DNA binding; telomerase activity.